Messenger RNA from Helicoverpa armigera (cotton bollworm), 2065 nucleotides. RefSeq names its product mitochondrial import receptor subunit TOM40 homolog. The transcript has 3 exons. Lineage: Eukaryota; Metazoa; Arthropoda; Insecta; Lepidoptera; Noctuidae. Gene Ontology annotation, cellular component: mitochondrial outer membrane translocase complex; mitochondrial outer membrane. The coding region runs from base 94 to 1377 and encodes 427 amino acids. The record is from RefSeq and is a predicted model, not a curated record. Gene Ontology annotation, biological process: protein import into mitochondrial matrix. Gene Ontology annotation, molecular function: transmembrane protein transporter activity.
GAAGCUUUGUUUAAUUUGACAUUAGUUUUCAAUGUCAGCUCUAUUUCAAAAUUUUCUUCUACGCAUUUUGAAAAAAGUUAUAAUUUGCUAAAAAUGAAUAAAAAGGAAAGUGAGCCUAAGACUUCACUAUCACUCUCGUUGUUUAAUUUAUUUAAAUUAGGACUUUUUGAAACAAUUUACGCCAAGGGUCCAAACUCUGAUACUAAUUCCCCCCGAAAGGAUCUGUGGCACCAUCCCGGAUCCCCAAGAAAGGCCUGUGUGAACAAGAACCAAAUUGAUGAUUCUGCGGAUUCAGCCAGUAGUUCAGCGAGGGAUCCAUGUGCGCCACCACAUAAACCUACCUGUGCUGAUAGAUCUGCUGGUGGUGAUGCGCCACCAAUCAAAAUAUGCAGGUGCAAAGUGGCUACGGAUGGCUCCAAGUUAUCUGCUGGUGACCGAGGAAAAACUGGAGCUGGGGUGACUGGCUCUCGAGCAGGACGUGUGGACGAUCGGAAAGUACGAUGUGACAAGGAUCAAAAGGAUCCCGAUGAUCUACCAGCAGGUGCUACCAACCCGGGUCUUCUGCGGCACAUACACAAUGCAGCAAGAUAUAGACUACCACAAUGUUUUGAAGGUGGCAGUGUUUCUGUGAAACAAAGCUCAAGUACCAAUUGGAUCUUUGGUCAUUCUCUGUCGUUUAGUUCAGUGUCACCUGGCGGUUAUAAACUGUUGUUAUCGUACGUGGAUAAGAACAAGCCGUCAUCAUUGCCAUACUUCGUUAUGGAAGCCGCGCCGGGUGGGCAGAUGAGCUGCGAAAUGCGCGUGGGACCGACUCAGGGCACCCGGGCAACAGUCGUCGCACAAAUAGCUGAGGCUGAGUUCUACAGUUUUGAGAGCAUUAUGGACGCAUACUUCAAUAAGUUCACAGCCUCUAUUAUUGCUGUGAACCGGGAGUUCAUUGCACUUCAUUAUCUGCAGGCUGUGACGGACCAGCUAUCACUGGGGGCAGAGGUGGUGGCCCGCGGUCACUCGGCUGAGCUGAGCUCUGCGUCGGGGGCCGGGCGGUGGGUGUACGAAGACCACUCUGUCAGCGCCACACUCGGCAACCGCGGCCUAGACCUGUGCUAUGCGAGAGACAUCAGACCUUUCCUCACAGUUGCUGCUAUGCUUGAGGUGGGAUUCGCAGUCCGUCGUGCAGUAGCGACCCUGGCCUACGAAUGGCAUACGGAAGAGUGGACGGUACGAGGGUCCGCAGACUCCGACGGCCUGGUCGGUGCCACACUCCAGAGGUCCCUCGGAGGUCGGAAGGCGAAGCUCGCGUGCGCCAUCUCCGCACUUCUCAACCAUCCUAACGAUAAGUUCAGACUCGGGUUUGGAAUUACGGCUGCCAUUGUUUAAACAACAGUAAAUCUAGCUAGUUUCAAAUAUUAAUUUAACAACUAUCUUGUAGGUACUAUGCACGACGACACGCUAAACAUAAUUAUGUAGAUGCAAAUAUAAUACCUAUAUACUUACUUAAUUUGGUGUUUGUCAAUUUCUACUGAUUGACAGAAAUAAAUGAUGUGUAGGUAAGUUUGGUGAAAGAUCGUUCGAGCUCGUCUAAUUAGCGUUAGUGUUAGUUUUUGAUGUUGUACCCAAUUGAAAUUUGAUAAUUAUACAUAUAGUUAAAUGUUUUUGUAUGUAAUGUUAUGGUGAGUAAGCCUAUGGAUGCAUUUUUAAGUGUCCUUGUUUCAAACGUUGAAUUAUAACCGGUCGAUUUUCAUUCUUACAAAAAUUACUAAAAUGUUAUUGUGACGCAAUUUUUUCACAGGCAUUUUUCUAUCUAACGGUUAUGAAAACUUGGUUAAACAAACUAAGAUUUGGUUGUAAGCAAAUCGAAGUUGUCAAAUUUCAGCAUAUGGUAUAAACUGGUACAAGAAGUGUGUCAUGAAAAUCGACCAAUAUAGGUACAUAAUUCAGUCAGAGAAAUGAAGAAAAUAUAGGUAUUUUGUAAUUCGUUUUAGAAAACUAAUCGACAUGAACAAUGGAAUCUAGAUGUUUAAUAUUGUUAUUUUGAUAUUAAUAUUAAAUAGGUAUUAUUUAUUAA